Camelus dromedarius (Arabian camel) is the source of this 1025-nucleotide messenger RNA. RefSeq names its product olfactory receptor 52N2. Gene Ontology annotation, molecular function: olfactory receptor activity. The transcript has a single exon. The record is from RefSeq and is a predicted model, not a curated record. Lineage: Eukaryota; Metazoa; Chordata; Mammalia; Artiodactyla; Camelidae. Gene Ontology annotation, cellular component: plasma membrane. Gene Ontology annotation, biological process: G protein-coupled receptor signaling pathway. The coding region runs from base 15 to 1025 and encodes 336 amino acids.
UCUUGUCAGCCAUCAUGUCCGGGGCCAAUAUCUCCAGCCUGAACCCAGAAUUCUUUAUCUUGAAUGGUGUUCCUGGGCUGGAAGCUGCACACAUCUGGAUCUCCCUGCCAUUCUCCUUCACGUACAUCAUUGUUAUUGUGGGGAACUGUGGGCUCAUCUACCUUAUCAGCCAGGAGGAGGCCCUGCACCGGCCCAUGUACUACUUUCUGGCCCUGCUCUCCUUCACAGAUGUCACCCUGUGCACCACCACUGUACCCAAUAUGCUGUGCAUAUUCUGGUUCAGCCUCAAGGAGAUUGACUUCAAUGCCUGCCUGGCUCAGAUGUUUUUUGUCCACAUGUUGACUGGGAUGGAGUCAGGGGUGCUCAUGCUCAUGGUCCUGGACCGCUACGUGGCCAUCUGCUACCCCUUACGCUAUGCCACCAUCCUCACCAGCCCUGUCAUUGCCAAAGCUGGUCUUGCCACUUUCCUGAGGGGUGCGAUACUCAUCAUCCCAUUCACGUUCCUUACCAAGCGUCUGCCCUACUGUCGAGGCAACCUCAUUCCCCACACCUACUGUGACCACAUGUCUGUGGCCAAAGUGUCCUGUGGCAAUUUCAAGGUCAAUGCUAUCUAUGGUCUCUUGGCAGCCCUCCUGAUUGGAGGCUUUGAUAUCUUUUGUAUUUCUGUGUCUUAUACUAUGAUCCUGCGGGCAGUGGUGAGCCUGUCAUCUGCAGAUGCUCGUCACAAAGCCUUCAGCACCUGUACUUCUCACAUAUGUGCUAUUGUUAUCACGUAUGUUCCAGCCUUAUUCACCAUUUUUACUCACCGUUUUAGGGAAAAAAACAUUCCCGACCAUGUCCAUAUCAUUAUUGCUAACCUCUAUUUGAUGUUACCUCCUACCCUGAAUCCAAUUGUUUAUGGAGUCAAGACUAAGCAGAUCUGGGAAGGAGUCAUCAAGUUAUUUUUUAAAGAAAAAGAUGUCUUUGCUAUGAAACAGAUUAAUGCAUUAAUAUUUAAAAGCAAGGAAAACCAAGGAAUGUUUUAG